AAAGAGAAAGCUGAUUUUUCUUAAAUAAAAUAAAGACCCCAUGAAUCAAAAGAUCAAAAAAUGCCUUUGCCAUGCCCACAAGAAAAGAGAUAAAGUUGAAAUAACACAAACUUAGAAAAGAAAGACUUUCUUUUUUUGAAAAAAUAAUAAAAUACUUUGGACCCUCUUGUUGGUAGCUUCUACUAUUAUUUUUAUAGCAUAGAAGAAGUAUAUAGCUAUAUCUACAUUCUUUGAAAAUAAAGCUUAGAUCUUUUUAGCUUCUUUCCACUUUUCAUUCUCUUGCUUCUGAGGAAAAGUUGGUUUUUAUUCAAGAAGAUCAUUAAACUGAGGGAAGAUGAAGAAUGGUUGUUUGCAUGACAAUAAAACUUUGCUUCUGAGGAACAGUUAGUUUUUUCUUUUUCUUUCAAGAACAUCCUUAAACUAAGGGAAGAUCAAGAAUGGUCUGAAAAUUAGUUUUGUUUGCAUGGAGAGUCAAAGAAUUGGAGACACUUCAAGUACUUUGUCAGCUGAUCACAACAUGCCUUAUGCACUUCUUCGUGGCCUAAAUCCUCCUAAUAGCACAAGCUUCAUGUAUCAUUCAACACAAAAUUAUAGUAAUCAAGAACCACCAGCUUUUGAUUUUGGGGAGCUGGAAGAAGCUAUUGUUCUGCAAGGAGUUAAGAUGAGCAAUGAUGAUUCUGUUAGAUCAUCUUUAUAUGGAUCAGGCACAGACAGACCUGCAGCAACUCUGGAGAUGUUCCCAUCUUGGCCUACUAGAUUCCCAAGAGGAAGCUCAAAAUCAGGAGGAGGAGAAGAGAGUAGUGAUUCAGGUUCAGCACUAAACACUACUAUUUCAAGCAGAGGUGAAGCAAAUUUGGAGCCUGAAUCUCCUAUCAGUCAGGCCUUUGAACAACAACAACAACAGCAUCAACAACAAUUUCAAGAAAUGGCAAGUGAUAGUCCAAGAACAGGAGUGUCACAUAUUGAACCAGCUUCAAAAUCCAACUAUGAAAAGAGAAAGGCUGCUGGUUCAACUUCAGAUAGGGUGACUGAUGCUAAGACUUUGAGACGUUUAGCUCAAAAUAGAGAGGCAGCAAGGAAAAGCAGACUAAGAAAAAAGGCUUAUGUACAACAGCUAGAAACAAGUAGGAUAAGACUUGCUCAGCUAGAACAAGAACUUCAAAGGGCUAGGUCUCAGGGGAUUUUUAUGGGAGGUGGUGCUGCUGGUUCCAACAUCAGCUCUGGUGCUGCAAUGUUUGACAUGGAAUAUUCAAGAUGGUUGGAUGAUGAUCAAAGGCACAUAUCUGAACUUAGAACAGCAUUGCAAGCACAUUUAGGAGAUGGUGAUCUAAGAGUAAUAGUUGAUGGAUACGUUGCUCAUUAUGAUGAGUUUUUUCGACUUAAAGGAGUUGCAGCCAAAUCUGAUGUAUUUCACCUCAUCUCUGGAAUUUGGACAACUCCAGCUGAACGUUGCUUCCUUUGGAUGGGUGGUUUUAGGCCCUCUGAACUCAUCAAGAUGUUGAUAGCACAAUUGGACCCCUUAACACAGCAGCAAGUUGUUGGAAUUUACAGUCUGCAACAAUCAUCACAACAGGCUGAAGAAGCACUGUCACAAGGCUUAGAACAAUUACAACAAUCUUUAAUUGAAACUGUUGCAAGUGGUUCUGUCAAUGAUGGUAUGCAUAUUAUGGCUGUGGCAUUGGGCAAGCUUGCUAAUCUAGAAGGCUUUGUUCGUCAGGCUGAUAAUUUAAGACAACAAACACUACACCAAUUGCGCAGAACAUUGACAAUUAGACAAGCAGCAAGGUGCUUCAUGGUGAUAGGGGAAUAUUAUGGUCGAUUACGAGCCUUAAGUUCCCUAUGGGCAUCACGUCCUAGAGAGACUAUGAUGGCAGAUGAUAACUCUUGUCAAACAGCAACAGAGUUGCAGAUGAUACAAGCAUCCCAACACCAUUUCUCAAAUAUGUGAUUCUUGAUGAUGAUCAAAGUUGUCCCAUUAUGGUUCUGAGAGCUGUGGUAUUUAGAUGAGAUAGGGAUUUUUUUCUUUUUUACUUUAUUUGAUGCAUUAUCUCUAUAUUAAAAUGUAUUUCUCGUCUUGUAAAUGUAUAAAAUCAGUUUUAGUGUUCCCAGGAAGCUUAUAAUUGGGGCAAUGAGAUAACAAUGAAAGUAGCAACAUCAAAAAGAGUUUAUAUA
This is a messenger RNA of Lycium barbarum (goji berry), 2172 nucleotides long. RefSeq names its product transcription factor TGA9-like. Gene Ontology annotation, molecular function: sequence-specific DNA binding; DNA-binding transcription factor activity. Bases 464 to 1948 code for a protein of 494 amino acids. The record is from RefSeq and is a predicted model, not a curated record. The transcript is spliced from 14 exons. NCBI's taxonomy places the organism in Eukaryota, Viridiplantae, Streptophyta, Magnoliopsida, Solanales, Solanaceae. Gene Ontology annotation, biological process: DNA-templated transcription; regulation of DNA-templated transcription.